Messenger RNA from Amphibalanus amphitrite, 1306 nucleotides. Its product is annotated as ras-related protein ced-10-like. Gene Ontology annotation, biological process: small GTPase-mediated signal transduction. Bases 310 to 981 code for a protein of 223 amino acids. The transcript has a single exon. The record is from RefSeq and is a predicted model, not a curated record. Gene Ontology annotation, molecular function: GTPase activity; GTP binding. Lineage: Eukaryota; Metazoa; Arthropoda; Thecostraca; Balanomorpha; Balanidae.
GGCUGCGGGCUGCCGCUCAGCCGGGCGUGUCUCGUCUGACGGUCUGGGGUGGUGUACACUGCCGCGACACAGACGAAGCAAAGGCUGGUGUCGGAACGAGUGGGACGAGAGCGGGCGACGUUGGCGUGCUCCGGUAUGCGACGGUGUGGUGUAUAAGAAGCUGUGCGCCGUGUGUUAGUGGGACUGCUCGGUGGAGCAAACGACUGAAAAACGGCUCAGGGCUGAUUUGAAGUGCCGCUACGCCGAACUCCACAAAUACCCAGCGCCAGGUUUCUCUGCAAGACCAGCUCGUGUACAUACUUUCCUUGCAUGAAAAUCAGGGAUUUAGACCUUCAACUUCGCAGGGCCCCGAGCUCUACCGCAUCAUCAGUGUAUCAGACAGCCAUCGGCAUGGCUGAGGGUGACGACCAAAUGGGCAGUCGGCGGGACAUCAAGCUGGUCGUCGUCGGUGACGGCACGGUCGGUAAGACGUGCCUCUGUUACACGUACAAACAGGGCAGCUUCCCUGACGACGACGCCCACCGGCCGACCAUCUUCGACAACUCGUACAUCGACCUCUCGUUGGACGGCCACCACCUGAACCUCAACGUCUGGGACACCGCUGGCCAGGAGGAGUUCGAGCGACUCCGGCCGCUCAUGUACCCCAAAACGGACGUCUUCCUGCUCUGCUACGCUAUCGACAACGUCACUUCCUUCAACAACAUCAUGAUCAAGUGGGCACCGGAACUGCGCAAACAUUGUCCGAACGCUCGGAUCAUGUUAGUGGCUACCAAGGCCGACUGCCGCGGCAGCGAUCCUCAGACGAACGUGGAGCGCGCUCGAGGGCGCAAGCUCGCUGUUGGGAAGCUGAAGGCGGAUGGGUUUAUCGAGUGUUCGGCGCGCACCGGCGAGGGUGUGGCGGAGGCGUUCGAGACCGCUGUGAGGACGGUUCUGUACGGGCCACAGCUGGGCUCGGAGGGGUGCGUCUGUACGCUGGUUUGAGGUGCUAGGGGUCUGGGUGCACUCUCCGCGCGGUGAUGUCGUUUGUGAUUUGUCAUGUGUGCGACGCCGUGAUUUAGUGUGAGUGUUCGGUGCGUGUUGAUCAUGGAAUGUCAUUCAUGUGGAGAGGGCGACUCUAUUGUGUGCUCUGUGUUCGUGAAAGAUAAUUACUUAUGCAUUGGAGCAUAGGCCGAUGCUUCAAGCAAUGCAUCGAAUUUCCUGCAUUGUCAUGCGAAUGAAAGUCUUCUGCUGUAGGUAAUGUACCUACCUAAUAAGGACAUGUAAAAAAUAAGAGAGUAAUAUUCAAAAUAUACCACACGAGGUUGGU